AUGGGUCGUUUUUCAACUUGGGUUGCUCUGUUGAGCCUACUUUCACAAAUUCACGGUCAUCCAUGCGAUGUCAAAUACCCUCCUCAGACGAAACCAGUGGAGACCAGACAGUUCGGUAAGAACCGUGGCGCCGUUGCCUGUGAGAGUGAGAUAUGCAGUACCAUUGGCAUCAACAUUCUGAGGCAGGGCGGCAACGCAGCUGAUGCAACGGUCGCUACUGUUCUUUGCGUGGGAACAGUUGGCAUGUAUCACUCUGGCAUCGGAGGAGGCGGCUUCAUGCUCAUUCACAAGCCCGAUGGCAAGAAUGAAACCGUGCCUUACGAAUUUGUCGACUUUCGCGAAACGGCGCCUGCAGCAGCUACUGAGAAUAUGUUUAAGAACAAUGUGAACGCUAGCAUCUAUGGAGGACAGGCGAGUGGCGUACCAGGCGAGUUGAGAGGUCUGGAGCACCUGCACAAGAACUAUGGUCGUCUGCCAUGGUCGAAGCUCGUCCAACCAGCUAUUGACGUCGCCCGCUAUGGAUUCCCAGUCAACAACGAUACCCUCAAGUUCAUGAAGAUGACUUACAGCAAGGCCGAAAACGAAAGCUUUCUGUUCAGCGAUCCAGCGUGGGCAAUCGACUUCGCUCCUGCUGGAAGACUUCUCAAAUUUGGCGAGAAGCUGACACGAAAGAGAUAUGCUGAUACCCUGGAGAACAUUGCUUCCAAGGGAGCUGGCGCCUUCUACGAGGGUCCCAUUGCAGAUGCGACCAUCCGGACUUUGAAGCAGAAGCGCGGUAUCAUGACCACGGAUGACCUGAAAAAUUAUUCCGUGGCCAUUCGAGAGCCUUCCAAGAUCAACUACCGAGGCGGAAAGAUUACCAGCGGAUCAGCCCCCUCAAGUGGUGCCGUUGUCGCAGCUGCAAUGAAUAUCCUAGACGGCUAUGACUUCCUCGGUGAUCCCAGAAGAGUCAAUGACAGUGCUUAUCUUCUCGAUGAAGCAUUCAAGUUCGGCUACGGAAUGCGAAGUAAUCUCGGCGAUCCAACCUUUGUCAAAGGUCUAGGAGAAUAUCAGGUUCAGAUGUACUCCAACCAUACUGCGCAGGAGAUCCGCGCCAAACUAGACGGGCGUGCUCUUCAAGUCAAAGAUUACGACCCUAGAGGUCUUGAGAGCUUGGACACCCCCGGCACGUCACAUGUGGUGGCCAUGGAUGACUCUGGACUUGCUAUAUCCCUUACGACUACGAUUAACCUCAACUUUGGUUCCCAAGUCAUUGUUCCCGAGACUGGGGUCAUUAUGAACAACGAGAUGAACGAUUUCAGUAUCCCCGGACAAUCAAACGCAUUCGGAUUUAUCCCUAGCGAGGCCAAUUUCAUCAGACCUGGAAAACGCCCUCUUUCUAGUAUAAGCACCACCAUUGUCGAGGGGCCUGACGGAAAGGUCUCGCUGGUCACAGGCUCUGCGGGUGGUAGUCGCAUCAUCACUGCAACUGUCCAGGUGGUCCUAAAUGCGCUAGAGAAAAACAUGACUGUUCAUGAGGCCCUGGCUGCGCCUCGCCUGCAUGAUCAGCUUGAACCAAGGCAGGUCACCUUUGAAUAUGCUUACGACAACUCGACAGUUGCGUAUUUGAAAGAGAUCGGCAACAAUGUCACUUGGGUAGCACCUGGACAGAGCACUGCUCAGGCUUUGAGGAGGUUACUGGAUGGGACUUUCGAGGCUGCUGGUGAGCCCAGACAGGCGAACUCUGGAGGAUUUUCAACUUGA
Molecule: messenger RNA, 1743 nt
Organism: Fusarium redolens
Lineage: Eukaryota; Fungi; Ascomycota; Sordariomycetes; Hypocreales; Nectriaceae
Product: gamma-glutamyltranspeptidase
Exons: 3
Coding region: 1-1743 (580 amino acids)
Biological process (GO): glutathione catabolic process
Cellular component (GO): plasma membrane
Molecular function (GO): glutathione gamma-glutamate hydrolase
Source: RefSeq, a predicted model, not a curated record